This is a messenger RNA of Sorex fumeus (smoky shrew), 2374 nucleotides long. It is a transcript of the gene COMP, whose product is annotated as cartilage oligomeric matrix protein. Bases 6 to 2279 code for a protein of 757 amino acids. Gene Ontology annotation, biological process: cell adhesion. The transcript has 19 exons. Gene Ontology annotation, cellular component: extracellular region. NCBI's taxonomy places the organism in Eukaryota, Metazoa, Chordata, Mammalia, Eulipotyphla, Soricidae. Gene Ontology annotation, molecular function: calcium ion binding. The record is from RefSeq and is a predicted model, not a curated record.
CCGCCAUGGGUCUCGCCGCCGCCUGCGUUCUCCUGCUCGCGCUGGCUGCGCGGGGCGCAUCCGCCCAGGGCCAGAUGCCGCUGGGUGCCGACCUGGCCCCGCAGAUGCUCCGACAACUUCAGGAGACCAACGCGGCGCUGCAGGACGUGCGGGAGCUGCUGAGGCAGCAGGUCAAGGAAAUCACGUUCCUGAAAAACACGGUGAUGGAGUGCGACGCGUGCGGGAUGCAGCCCGCAAUGACGCCCGGGGUGAGCGUGCGCCCGCUGCCCGGCUGCGCGCCCGGCCACUGCUUCCCCGGCGUGGUCUGCACGCAGACGGCCAGCGGCGCGCGCUGCGGCCCCUGCCCCGAGGGCUUCACCGGCAACGGCUCCCACUGCGCUGAUGUCAACGAGUGCAACGCUCACCCGUGCUUUCCCCGCGUGCGCUGCAUCAAUACCAGCCCAGGCUUCCGCUGCGAGUCUUGCCCGCCAGGGUACAGCGGCGCCACCCACGAGGGCGUGGGACUGGCCUUCGCUAAGGCCAACAAACAGGUCUGCACGGACAUUAACGAGUGUGAGACGGGGCAGCACAACUGCAUCCCCAACUCCGUGUGCCUCAACACCCAAGGCUCCUUCCAGUGCGGCCAAUGCCAGCCUGGCUUUGUGGGCGACCAGGAGUCGGGCUGCUAUCGGCGUGGGCAGCGCUUCUGUCCCGACGGCACGCCCAGCCAGUGCCAUGAGAAGGCCGACUGCGUCCUGGAGCGCGACGGCUCCCGGUCGUGCGUGUGCGUUGUCGGCUGGGCAGGCAACGGGCUUCUCUGUGGCCGAGACACUGAUCUGGACGGUUUCCCGGAUGAGAAGCUGCGCUGCUCCGAGAGGCAGUGCCGCAAGGACAAUUGCAUGACAGUGCCCAACUCAGGGCAGGAGGACGUAGAUCGCGAUGGCAUCGGAGAUGCCUGCGACCCUGAUGCUGACGGAGAUGGAAUCAUCAAUGAGGAGGACAACUGCCCACUGAUGAGGAACCCAGACCAACGCAAUUCUGAUGGUGACAAAUGGGGUGAUGCAUGUGACAACUGUCGGGCUCAGAAGAACGAUGACCAGAAGGACACUGACAGCGAUGGCCGAGGGGAUGCCUGCGAUGAUGACAUCGAUGGCGAUCGGAUUCGAAACUCAGCAGACAACUGUCCCAGGGUGCCUAACUCAGACCAGAAAGACAGCGAUGGUGACGGUGUAGGGGAUGCGUGUGACAAUUGUCCCCAGAAGAGCAACCCAGACCAGAGGGAUGUGGACCACGACUUCGUGGGCGAUGCAUGUGACAGCGAUCAGGACCAAGAUGGGGAUGGGCACCAGGACUCAAGGGACAACUGCCCGACGGUACCCAACAGCGCCCAGCAGGACUCGGACCAUGAUGGCCAGGGUGAUGCCUGUGAUGAUGAUGAUGACAAUGAUGGGAUCCCAGACAUCAGCGACAACUGCCGCUUGGUGCCCAACCCCAACCAGGAGGACUCAAAUAGAGUUGGUGUGGGAGACGCGUGUCACGGUGACUUCGAUGCCGAUAAGGUGGUUGACAAGAUCGAUGUGUGUCCUGAGAACGCAGAGGUCACCCUCACUGACUUCAGGGCCUUCCAGACAGUCGUGCUAGACCCUGAGGGCGACGCACAGAUAGACCCCAACUGGGUGGUGCUGAACCAGGGCAUGGAAAUUGUGCAGACAAUGAAUAGUGAUCCAGGCCUGGCUGUGGGCUACACGGCCUUCAAUGGCGUGGACUUCGAAGGCACGUUCCAUGUGAACACGGUCACGGACGACGACUAUGCAGGCUUCAUCUUUGGCUACCAGGACAGCUCCAGCUUCUACGUGGUCAUGUGGAAGCAGAUGGAGCAGACGUAUUGGCAGGCCAGCCCCUUCCGUGCUGUGGCUGAACCGGGCAUCCAGCUCAAGGCUGUGAAGUCGUCCACAGGCCCCGGAGAGCACCUCCGGAAUGCGUUGUGGCAUACAGGGGACACGGGGUCCCAGGUGCGGCUGCUGUGGAAGGAUCCUCGCAAUGUGGGCUGGAAGGACAAGACUUCCUACCGCUGGUUCCUGCAGCACCGGCCCCAAGUGGGCUACAUCAGGGUGCGGUUCUAUGAGGGCCCAGAGCUGGUGGCAGACAGCAACGUGGUCCUGGAUACGACCAUGCGGGGCGGCCGCCUGGGAGUCUUCUGCUUCUCCCAGGAGAAUAUCAUCUGGGCUAACCUGCGUUACCGCUGCAAUGACACCAUCCCGGAGGAUUAUGAAAACCAGCAGCAACGGCUGCGGGCCUAGGACCAGCACGGAGGCCUCCUGGAGGCCGGGCACCUAGCCCAAGGAGUGGCAGGCCCAGGGGGCAGAAGGGGGCAUAAUAAAGUCUGUUCAGCGGG